This is a messenger RNA of Betta splendens (Siamese fighting fish), 3088 nucleotides long. RefSeq names its product olfactory receptor 51F2-like. Gene Ontology annotation, molecular function: olfactory receptor activity; G protein-coupled receptor activity. Gene Ontology annotation, biological process: G protein-coupled receptor signaling pathway. Gene Ontology annotation, cellular component: membrane. The transcript has a single exon. The coding region runs from base 1483 to 2454 and encodes 323 amino acids. Lineage: Eukaryota; Metazoa; Chordata; Actinopteri; Anabantiformes; Osphronemidae. The record is from RefSeq and is a predicted model, not a curated record.
UGGCAAAGGUCGGUAUGCAAGUAAGCAGAGGAAGUAGUACAGACAGGGGUCAGGCAAUCGGUGGUCUAUCUCCAGGUGGUUCUGAACGCUGGAGAGUCGACACAGGUUACAAUGAACAUGAGCAAUGAACACAGGUACAUGAGCAAAGAUCUGGCAAAGGACUAUGACAGCGAUGGUGCCUAAAUGCAGAGACUGAUAACAAAGUAGAUGCAGCUGGUUAGACACGUGACUGAAUAUAAAGCUAGGUAGAACAACAAAGGCAAGAGGUAAAUAGGAAACAGUCAAAAUGAAACUGGAAACUAGACUAAGACAGGGCUAAGACACAGGUUGCGUGAUAGACCUCACCCCCCCUUAAAGGCGAAUUCCCAGGUGCCCAAAACACAGAUCAACGAGCAGGGUACGUGGAAGCAGAACUAGAGGAGGGUCAGCACCAAAAAACACAGCAGGAACAAGGCACAUGAUCAAGCUAAACACAGAAAACAUGACCAGAGCUAGGCAACUAGAAACAAACACAAAGCAAAAUGAGUCAAAGACAAAGUCCAUAACAGUGUCCACAAUGGCACCAUUAGAUUCACGGGACAAGCACAGAGCUCUGGAAGACCGGCGUCUGAACAAGACGCCUCCAGGGGUUUGCAGGAAGUGAUGGCAUCCUCUGGGCAAUAAUCAGCCAGGGAGACCAAAGCAUCUUGGUGGCUGGCGGCAGAGCACAACGACACCAGAAGCUUGCUGAGAUAGACAAUGUCCUACAGGCGAUGGCCCAUUCAGGAGACUGGAGAGUUGAGGUGGCCAGCGACAGAGGCACAGCCACUGUUGUGGAAGAGGGUGGCGUAGCUAGGGAGCUGAGCAAAGCAGAGGCAGGGCUGCAUUCAGGUACCUCCAUGUCAGGCUCAACAGAUGCAGGAACCGAGCAAGGGAGCAGGUCAACAUUAACACCAGCAUCCCGAACCCGGAGCAAAGCACCAACAGACACAAGAGCAGAAGACACCAAAACUGAGGCACCAGGCUGCGGCAGCCGUCAGACGUGGGACUAGACGCAGGGCAGAACCAGGAUCCAGCAAUACAGGGGGGACAAGAACGAGGCAGGUGAGGUCAUCUCUGGACCAACAAGAACCAAGGCGGGCAUGGCCCUCUCUGGACCACCAGGAAUUAUGGCAGGUGUGGUCACCUACAGGCCACCAAGUACUGUAAGACACAGGUUCCGUAACAAAAAUAGGGGUACAAUAAACACCAGGUCUGAUUCUCUGGCUUCCUUUGGUCCUGAUGUUGCCAAGACACCCACUCUACUGAGACACUGACGUGUAUCAAACUAAUUCACACCACGUGACACAGUGAACAGCAUUUCUGCCUCCAUACGAUCAAAGACAAACAAUAUAAAUGUCAGGUCUCAGUCAGCAAACCUCAGUUUAGGGAGCUGAGAACAGGUUUCAGUUUGCUGUGUCAUCCUUAAUAUUUGUUGUUAUUUCUAGGGAAACAGUUAUUGUGAUGAGCCAAGCAGAGAGAUCAGCCUCCAUAAUUAAUACUACGUUUGUUCGUCCUGCAGCUUUUUACAUCAAUGGCUUCAGCAACAUCCCUCAUGCUCAGUAUUACUACGUGUUCCUGUGCUUCGUCUACAUCAUGACUGUUGUUGGGAACGGUUUUCUGAUGUCUGUGAUUUACCUGGUGAAGACUCUUCAUUCUGCUAAAUACAUGAUUGUGUUCAGCCUGGCUUUAACAGAUCUGUGUGGCAGCACUGCUCUCAUCCCUAAAGUCCUGGACACGUUCUUGUUUGACAGGAGAUACAUUGUCUAUGAGGCGUGUUUGAGUUACAUGUUCUUUGUUUUCUUCUUUGCAAGUGUGCAGUCAUUGACUCUUCUUAUUAUGUCUUUUGACAGGUUUGUAGCCAUUUGCCUCCCGUUGAGGUACCACAGUAUUGUGACUAAACCAGCCGUUGCUGUGAUGCUGCUGUUGACAUGGGCAGCUGUAUUAAGCUUGGUAGCGUGCAUGGCUGGACUACUGGACCGACUGUCUUUCUGUGGGUCUUUGGUGAUACAAAGUUUUUACUGUGACCAUGGACCAAUGUAUAGUUUGGGUUGUAAUGAUUUUUCCCCCAAUUACAAUGCUGCAUAUGUCGCUCUAAUCGCAGUCGUUUUUGGGCCUUUUCUACUAAUAGCACUGACCUACGUGUGCAUUGCUGUCGCUCUGAGCAGGAUCGCAUCAGGAGCAGAACGACUCAAAGCUCUAAAAACUUGUACUUCUCACCUGAUUCUUGUUGCUAUUUUUUUUCUACCACUCCUUGCCACAAACUUGGCUGUUAUGACGUCCUACCUUCACCCCAACACCAGGAUCAUCAACUCCACUUUGACACACACUGUACCAGCUCUGCUUAACCCCAUCAUUUACUCUUUAAAGACUGAAGAAGUGAUGAAGUCUAUUCAGAAGCUUUGGAAAAACAACAGACCCAACAAUACAAAUUAAACUAAAAUAUUAACUCAUUGUUGGCUGUGUUGACUUAUCUGACUCUGUUUUAUAAAUGUAAUCCAAUUGAAAGCUUUUAUUUAUUAGAUUUAGGUUUAUAGUGUGAUACCUUGAAAUGUUGUGAAUUGUACUGCUAAAUUAACCAUAUACUAAACUCCCUUUGCAGAAUUUAAAUUGUGGAAUAUUGUAUAGAGUGAAGUGUAAAAGGAUGUUUUGCUGUGGCCACCCCUGAUGGGAAAUGCUAAAAGACAAAGGAGAAGAAGACGUUGUGGAUUAUUGUGACUUAAUCUAGCAACUGUCUGUUUCCUCAGUGUUAAAUUCCACCUCAACAGUCAUGAAGUAAUCUGUGACAGAGCUGAGCAGAAACUUACCAACCAGAUGUAGCAGUAUAAUAACCAGGUUUGAGACAAAUAACAAAUGUUUGUUUUCCAUUGAAUAAAUAACAAUAAACAUCAAGUCUAAUAUUCUGGCUUCCUUUGGUCCUGAUGUUGCUAAGAAACCCACUGUACUGAGACACUGACGUGUAUCAAACUAAUUCACACCACGUGACACAGUGACCAGCAUUUCUGCCUCCAUACGAUCAAAGACAAACAAUAUAAAUGUCAGGUCUCAGUCAGCAAACCUCAGUUUAGGG